AUGCAACAUUCAUCUCCAACGUCUUCUCCAUUAAUUGAAAAUUUCCAAAUUUUACCUAUGUCUACAACAACAAUAUCCGAUGUUUCAACAUCUAAUGAUACUCAAUAUUCAUCACUUUUACUAAAAAAAAAAUUAGCUAUGUUUGAUAAUACAUCGAAAAUUACAACAACAACAGAAGUUAAUGUUUCAAAUGAUACUAACAAUACUCCCGUUUCUUUAAUCAAACCAUCAAGUACAACUUUAUCAAUCAAUGAGAAUGAACCUGUCAAAAGUGCCAGUCGACGACGUAAACCACUUCGACCUUGGUCAUUAUCUGCACGUGGUGAACGACCAAAUUCAAAUCAUGAUAUUAAUCAUGCAAUUGAACCAAUUAGUGAUGAUGAUGAUAAUAAUAAUCAAACGGAAAUGAAAUAUUCACCUGUGAAUCAUGAAAUAACAAAUAGUAAUCAUGAAGAAAGUGAUGAACAUGAUAUUGAAUGGCCAAAAUGUUUAUCAACAAUUGAAGAAAUUCUUAAAUUAUAUCGUGUUGAAACCAAUGGUUUAGUGCAAUGUAUACGUUGUGGUUCAAAUGCUAAUCAAGAUAAUUUACUUGAACAUAUAUCUGUUCAUUAUCCAUAUAAAUGUUAUGCAUGCGGAUUCUAUUGUGAUUCAUCAUCGGGUCUUGAUGAACAUAAUCGAACACAUUCACCAAAUACUUUUACAAAAUUAAUACCUGAACAACCAUUAAUUCCAUCAAUUCCUAUAUCAACUUCAAUAAAAUCUGAACCAACAUCAAAUAUGACUAAUAUGAAUAACAACAGUGAAAAAUCAACUCCACCAAGUAAAGCAAAAGUUCAUCGAUGUAGACAAUGUUCAUUUGUAUCUAGUGUUAAAGAAGAUUAUUGGGCACAUCAUCGAGUACAUAUACGAGCUGAUAAAAUACUUGAAUGUCCAAGUUGCCCAUUUGUUACUGAAUAUAAACAUCAUCUUGAAUAUCAUUUACGUAAUCAUCUUGGUUCUAAACCAUUUAAAUGUUCAAAAUGUGAUUAUGCAUGUGUAAAUUUAUCAAUGUUACGUUCACAUAAAAAAUCUCAUUAUCGACAUCUUUUAUUUAAAUGUUCAAAUUGUUCAUUUGAAUCAAAACAGUAUCAAGCAUUACAAGAACAUUUACAAAUCGAAGGACAUGAACCUUAUGUUGAUGAAAAUAUUGAAGAAUUUCUUAAAGAAUAUUCGAAUGGAAUUAUAAAUAAUAAUACAAAUAGUAAUUCACCACCACCAACAAUGACAACAACAGGUUCAUCAUCAAAAAAUACGACACGUCCACCAGCACCAAAAAAACGUAAAACAGCACCAACAAUAUCAACGACACCACUUGUUAAACGUACAUCAUCAACAUCAUCAAUUAGUUCAUCAGCAGCAGCAAUGUCACCAAUAUCAAAUGAUGAACAUCAAAUGGAUUCCAUGAAUCAACAAACAUCAAACACAACAACAACGCCAUCAAAUAUGCCAUCAACACCAUUAGUGUGUAGUUUAUGUGAUUAUGUUGCUGCAUCGAAAGAAGGUCUUGGCGUACAUUUAUUUCAACAUGCAUGUAAAAAAAGUGAUCUUCUUAAUCGAUCACUUCUAGCUAGUGCAACAGUUGAUCCAGCAACAAAAUUAAUGGAAUUAUUUAAUGGAAAAAUUGGACCAUUCAAUAAUGGACAGCUAAAUGACUUCAUUGCACCAUAUCAACAAUUUCUUACACAACAAAUCCAAUCCCAUUUAUCAUCUGCUAGUUCAUUAUCUACGACACCUACUGGUGUUCAUUCAUAUCAUCUUGAUAGUAAUAACAAUCAUGCUCCACCUCCACCAUCUUUACUCAAUGGUGGUUAUUCCUUAUUAUCAUCAUGCAUUAAAAGUGAAUCGAAUGAGAAUCAUCUACCAUCAACCAAACUUGAUAAUAAUACUCAUCUUAAACGACAACGAAAAGGACAAGCACCACCAUUUAAAUAUUCAUCUGAUACAAGUAAUGAUGAACAUUCAAAUGAAAUAAUUAAUCGUCAUGAUCAACAAACACAAGUUGAUGAAUGUCAAAUAAAACGUUUAUUUGAAUGUUUUCAUUGUGAAAUUAUCUUUAAAGAUUUUGCAAUGUAUUGUACACAUAAACAAUUACAUUAUUCACCAGAUAAUCCAUUUCGUUGUGCACAAUGUGGAGAACAAAAAGCGAAUAAAUAUGAUUUUUUUGUCCAUGUGGCACAACAAGCUCAUGAACUAACCUGA
This is a messenger RNA of Adineta steineri, 2238 nucleotides long. NCBI's taxonomy places the organism in Eukaryota, Metazoa, Rotifera, Eurotatoria, Adinetida, Adinetidae. The record is from the annotation of a GenBank genome assembly.